AUGGGGGUCUCUACGGCUUUGGAGAUACUGGUUCACCUUGCUGUAUUGGUUUGGACUUGUGCUUGGGACAUUGAUGUGAAUGUAAGUUGUUCCCAGGACUGGAUGAUAGUCAUCGUUAGUGCCGCUUCUCAGAACAGAUACAACCCGUAUGUUUUUCCUGAUGAAUUAGUUCUGGGACAGGGCUGCCCUGCAACUCGAAUACACACAUAUCAGUAUGAUUUUAUAUACCCUAUUUUUCACUGUGGCAUCAGGACAAAGGUUAUCUCAGAAGAAAUCGUCCGUUUUGAAACUGAGAUGUACUUUCGUCCAAGGAAUCAUUGUUUGGAACUUCAGAUAAUCCCUUUGCAGUGUUCUGCAUCUUGGAAGUCAGUGUGGCUCAUGCCAGUGUCUACUGAGGAGGACCCAAAACCACAUGAGAGUUUCUUUAUGACUGACUUUGAAGAUAUGGCAGAAACGUUGGGGUUAAAUGUUCACCAUGCUGCUUCCUCCUUGAAUAGGAGUAGGGACGGUGCUGGCAUCACAAAUUUCACUGCAAGGUCAGUCUUUCACCUGUCCCUGCACUUGGCUCUGGGCUUUGGAGUCAGCCUUGACGAUAGGGCUGCUGCCGAACUUCUGUUUACCUAA
This is a messenger RNA of Grammomys surdaster, 624 nucleotides long. RefSeq names its product oocyte secreted protein 2 (gene Oosp2). The transcript has 5 exons. NCBI's taxonomy places the organism in Eukaryota, Metazoa, Chordata, Mammalia, Rodentia, Muridae. Bases 1 to 624 code for a protein of 207 amino acids. The record is from RefSeq and is a predicted model, not a curated record.